AUGGUUAAAUGUUCGCACUCUAAAUGUGGCAAAAACGUCACGAAGAAAUUACCUGGACUACAGUGUGGGAAAUGUGGAAAGUGGAUGCAUGCUUCGUGUAUACCGAUAACCACCGAACAGCUUAACGCAUUAUGCGGCACGGAGGCGGUAGAAUGGAAAUGCAAAGCGUGCAACCCGCAGCACAGGAACAAACGGAUAUCUGCAAUCCUUCCCGAUCCUGAGGAUGACGACAACACGGAUACCGAGCCUGUCGUAGUGGUAAAAGAUUGUCAACUUAGUGAGGAAUUCCUGAGGCAGUUGCGCAACGAUGUUCGCAAAGCGAUCAAAGAUGAAAUGGAACGUACCCUCGCAUUCUAUUCCGAUAAAAUUGAUGAUUUCCAACAAAGACUCGGAGAGUAUGAAACAAAGAUGAAAAAUAUUGAAAACCAAAACAAGGACCUGCAAAACAAAUAUACAAACAUACAACUCAAAUACAAUUCUAUGGAGCAAAAAUUAAACCAUAUUGAACAAACGCAGAUGGACUGUAAAAUUGAAAUUUGCGGAGUAGAAAAGAAGGAGAACGAAAACACCACAGAAAUAGCCAAAAAAGUGGCCCAAGCAAUUGAAGUAAACAGCGAUGACGUCAUGAGUGCAUACAGAAAAGAACGUCGAGCGCCGGCUGCACAACAACGCGUCGGUUCGUCCAUCGUCGUGACCUUGAAGCCGGGCCAGCGAGACCAAUGGCUCUCAGUUGCCAAGGGCAGAACCAUCACCGGCCUGGACAUAGGGCAUCCAGAGGACACGAGGAUCUUCCUGCGCGAGGCACUCACUCCAGCUACGGCAUUUCUGUUAUGGAAAGCAAAAAGCGAGCUAAAAAAAGAUGAACUGUUUAAAUUUGUGUGGUGUAAAGGAGGCAAUGUACUGGUAAGAAAGAACGAACAAGCCAAGAUCCAGACCAUAAAGUCAGAGCAGGACAUCGAGAAACUUCUUAAAGUGAAAUAA
Molecule: messenger RNA, 981 nt
Organism: Leguminivora glycinivorella
Lineage: Eukaryota; Metazoa; Arthropoda; Insecta; Lepidoptera; Tortricidae
Exons: 1
Coding region: 1-981 (326 amino acids)
Source: RefSeq, a predicted model, not a curated record